Petromyzon marinus (sea lamprey) is the source of this 6226-nucleotide messenger RNA. The record is from RefSeq and is a predicted model, not a curated record. Lineage: Eukaryota; Metazoa; Chordata; Hyperoartia; Petromyzontiformes; Petromyzontidae.
UGUGUCUCUCUCUCUCUCUUUCAGUGCGUGCGCGUGUGUGUGUGUCAAUAUUUUUUUUGUUCUUGCCGGAUCUCAUUUGUCAGCAUUUGGGUGAAUUUACGUGCGCGGUUAGCCGCUUGCUAAAACUGUAUUAUUCAGCGUUGACGUGCGACUAAUAAGACAGCAGCAGACCUUCAUGGUGCCGGGGCUGCGACUGUGUUGGAUACCAGCAUGUCCGUGGUGGGCAGCAGCGCUGCAAUAGGGGAACCGAACCCAGUCGAUGCUGCGUACGAUAGUGGCGACGACUGGGAAAUUGGCGUCGGAGAUCUGAUCAUUGACCUGGACGCCGAUCUCGAGAAGGACCGACAGAAAUUGGAACUUGGCGGAGCAGGAACCCUGGUGGGGAGUGCUUCUGCAACCGCUGGUGGCAAUAGGAAAGAGGCGGCAGCGGCGGCGGCGGCAGCAGCGGCGGAGUGUGUAGCCGCUGCCGAGUGUUCUGGGAAUAUUAAUCCCGACACAGCAGCUGGGACAUCUCUGACGGAGAGCAUGAAGCUCGCGGCUGCAGUCAUGCAGCCAACCCAGGCGAGCCCUGAAAAGGGCGGCAAAUCCAAAGUGAAGCGCAGCAAAAACUCCAAAAACGGGAGGAGGUCGCCGCCGCCGCCGCCGUCGUCGUCGGCCGCCGCAGCCGCCGCCUACGGUGCAGCGGAACGUGGCGGCGGUGGCAAGAAGGUGGUGGUGGUGGUGGACGCGCAGACGGUGCGGUCCGGAGAUGCGAGUGCAUCAUCUCUGACUUUAGCGAACGCCGCAGCCGCGACCAACAACACCAUAAACACUUCCUCCGGCGGCAGCAGCAGCAACAGCGGCGCUGCAAGCCGGAGUAGCAAGGAGGAGAAGCCGACCCGAGCGGGUCGUGGAGGCUCCAAGAAGGCGAAGAAGGAGAAGGAGGAUGUGCUGCAAUGCGUGUCUGGAGGAGGGGCGCUAAGCGGUGGUGGCGGCAGCAGCAGCCCACAGUUUCGGCUGGGAUCAAAGGGAGGUCCUUGCCACAGCGACAGUCUCCAGGGCAACAGUGGCCUGGGCAAGGAGGUGUCAUGCCGUCUCGCGGACUUCAGCAAGGCGACGACCCUCGACUCGGGCCUGCUGGGCAACUGCAUCAUCGUCAAGCAAGAAGACGACGACGCGGAUAAUGAAGACGUGCCCCAGCCCGCAGCCAAGAAAGUCAAGAGUGAAAAGGCCGAUUCACAAUUCGUCAUGCCAGCACCCCCACCACCUCCCACAAUGCUGCUGCCCUCGUCACCGCCCUGCGCACCCUCUCUUGUGGACUCUCUUGAGGUAGAGGACCCUCGGCUGAUGCGGCCUCAGCAGCAGCAACAGACUUUGUCCGGGGCGGUGGGAGGAGGAGGAGGAGGAGGAGGCAGUGGCACCACUCUAUGCCCCAUGGCAUGCUCUGCUGGGGGGGUGUGCGCCUCCACGCUGGUGGAAGCCGAGCCGGAAGAGCAGAUCCUCAUCCGCACGCGCACCGUGGGCGUGAGCACGUGCGAGGCGGCCAGCGUCACGGAGCCCGACUGCCUGGGACCCUGCGAGCCGGGCACCUGCAUCAACCUGGAGGGCAUUGUCUGGCAUGAGACUGAGAGUAUGCUGGUUGUUAACGUGACAUGGCGUAACAAGUCUUAUGUUGGGACUUUGCUGGACUGCACAAAACAUGAAUGGGCACCCCCAAGAUUUUGCGACUCUCCUACAAGUGACCUGGAGGCACGGGGGGGACGCGGCCGGGGUAAGAGAGCUCGCGCAGGCUCGAACGCCUCCCAAAACGAGAUCAACAAUCCCGGCGAGCCCCGAGCCCCACACGGCAAGGGCAGGGGAACAGGUGGCGCUAACGGUGGCAAGGGUCGCCGCGGAAGCCUCACCGCCAACGGACAGUGGAACUCGUCACACGUCAACACCGGGGACGAUGUGAAGGCGAGUCCCAACGGGAAGAGGAAAGGACGGCCUGCCUCCGACCUUCCUUCACCCCAGCAUGGGUUGGAGGAGGGCAGGCCAGGCAAAAGGUUAAGGCCAAGCCCAAGGACUACUAAUAACAAUCUAAUGACACCAAGUGUAAUAAACUCGCAGGCCAGGCUGGAGCUGACCCCUUUGGAGUCACAGAGCUACAAAACUCCAUCUUCGUCAGCUUCAUCGCCUGCCCUUAUCGACUGUCCUCAUCCGAACUGCAACAAGAAAUACAGGCACAUCAAUGGCUUGAAAUAUCACCAAGCUCACGCUCACUUAAAGAAUGAAAACAAGCAGGAGGAUGGAAAUGACAAUGAGGACAAAAGCACCGAGUCGGAGCACAGCAGCAGCCCUGUGAAACUAAAAGGUUGUGAUUUGAAUGGCAGUUCUGUCUCCUUAUCAAAUGGUAGCCAGUGUUUGGACCUCUUAAAAGAAAAAUCUAGUUCUCUGCCAGUUAGUCCACUUGACACAUCUUCUCCUGAGACUCUGCAUACAUCCCAUUCUAAGGGAAAAGGCCUAAGCAAAAGAGGCAUCCGAGAAAAUGGGACCAAUGUGAAUGGAGAUGUAAACCAGAGCGAGGACAAUGCUAGUGGCAGCCCACUGAGUGAAAUGCCAAAAUUGGAAGUAGAAGGCCCCUUUGGUGGUAAGUCUCCCAAGGAGGAAAGUACAGAAAAAUCAAAAAGAGUGACCAGCAUCAAAAUUGAGAAUAAAACAUCCCCAAAACCCAAGGCAGCCAGGCCAAUUGCCCCCGCACCUCCGCCACCCCAGUUGGUAGCUAUGCCGGGGACAAACUAUUCCAAUUCCCCCUCUGCGGGAAAUGCAGCGUCAAUUGGAAUUCAUGCCGCUACCGUGAUACCAACUGUUAUUAAAACAAUGCCAAAAAGCCCACCGCUUAAACCUAUUCAGCCAAAACCAGCUUCUAUACCGGAAAUUGUCGCUACAUCACCAAACAUUACUCCAACGAAAGAGAAAAAGAAAAAGGAUAAAAAGAAAUCCAAAGACAGAGAUUGUAAGGAGACAGUUAGCCUGAAGUUGAGUUUGAAAGUAAUCGGGAGAUCAGAUGAUGGCAAAGAUGGGAAAGAGUUUUCAGAUCCAUUAACAAAGGAUUACGUUGUUAAGACAGAAGGGAUGUUUAAUGGAUCUGCAGAGGUACCAGAGAAACGAAUAGCAAGUAUCAAAGCAGAGGCUGCCAAGGUGUACAAUUUCACAGACAAUGCUCCGAGCCCAUCCAUUGGCAGUGCCUGCCGUGUGGAGAGUGCCCGUACCAGCUUAUCAAAUGGGCGUCUGACUCCACUGCAUGCUGUUAUUCAGAAUGGUCUGGAGGGACUCAUGGCCUCAAACACCAACAGCCCAGCUUACUCGGACAUAUCGGAUGAUGGUGAAGACAGGGAGGGUGAGCAUGUCAAAAAGGUACCACCAACAAAAGUGCUUGGCUUCAACGAUGCAGAGCUUACAACUCUGGACACUCGUGCAAUACAGAGUGAUGAUCAGACGUCGUUUUACUCCGACUACAAUGCUUACUACUCGCCGUCGUCCAAGCUACAGUCCAACGUGAAUGCUCCCAAUGACAGCAUGCUGACCCAAAUUGGACAAAUUAAAAAGGAGGACGAUGGCUCAGGUUGUGGAAGUGGCAAUGGACAAAUGGUGGAGGGUGACAAACCUGACCUCACUUCGCAGCAUCAGUCCGUCAUCCAGCAGGGUGCCCCACUCUCUCCUCGGUCACUUUACUACCAGCAGUACGCGUAUGGUUAUGGUUACUAUGACCCCAGGUAUCGUAGCCAGCCGUUCAGCAGCACCCCGAACUCUGACCCGCCGACGGCAAUCAAACACAACGAGAAAAAGAGUAAGCAUCGGAGCAAAGACUUGUCAAAAUCUGGGGAGGGAAAGAGAAAGUCUGUCCCAUCAGCUACUGCUAGUGCCCCAAAGUCUGCCUUAAACUUUGACACUGCCAAAGGCACAGGUUCCGAAGUCCUGAAAGGAGGCUCUGUGUUUUCUGAAGAGCUGCCAGUGAUGUCUACUCAACAAGAGGAAGGUCUUGCAGCAAGGCAAACCCAAAACCACAUCCCCAUUACAGAGGAACUAAAGCCAACAACCGAAUGUGCUGACCACUCUGGAAUGGAUCAAAGUGGACUCUAUAAACAGGAAUUCGACGUAAACCAGUGGCAGCAGCUGUAUUAUGCACAGUACCUGGAGCAGCACCGAGCCGAAGAGGAACGCUGGAAGAAAAUGGAGAAGAAGCACAAGGAGGCGAACAAAGAGGGCGAGAGGAGUGAAAGCAAAGGGGACUCCAGGGAUGGCAAGAGGCCCCUGUCGGGCUCAAACGUGACCGACGCUGGGGAGGACAAGGACGAUGGGAAGUCGAGCUCGGCUUCAAAGGACUCUCAGCCAGGAGUGAACGCUUCAGGCUCCUUCCUUCAGUACAUGUCGCAGAAUCCUUACGCGCAGAUGUACGACCCCAACCAUCCCGCUUACCGUGGCGUGCCCCCCAUGAUGAUGCAUUUCUAUGCAGGAGGCUACCUUUCUCCAAGCCUGUACUACACUGGCUAUGGGAAGAUGUCUGGCCAAGAGGAAGGCGAAUGUGAGAGGCAGACGGGAGGAAAGUCCAUGGAGGGCAAGACUUCUGAUCAGCAGUCACCAAACAUGAGUGAUAAGUCGACCUUGGAGAAGGACAAAGAGGGUGGCGGAGAGAAGGGUAAAAAGCGCCUGACGCCGCCACCACAGAGGCACUCCCAUCACUCUCCCCACACGGGGGUGGGGUACCCCGGGCUCUCUACGCAGUACGAGCACUACCCAGCAGGAGUCCCCUCAGGUCCUCCUGCCACUGCCCAGACCCCGUCCUCUUCAUUUACAUCCCAACAGAGGUGAGAAAAACAGAGUGUAAAGGGACUGACGAAGCCUUUUACAGUAUCAUGUGAUUGGAUCACAUGAAAUAAUUCUAGCUGCUUUUAGACACAUCAGUUCAAUGGUGUACUUGUAUUUGCCUUGCUCUUGGCAGAUUAAACCCAAUUCCCCCAACCUUCCUUACUCUUUCCCUUUCCAGCUUUGUAUAAAGAUAUUGUUUUAUUACUGUGGAUUAGAGUUAAUUUUGGCCAAUAUCAAACCUUGAAAAAACAACUUAUUUUGUUUUGUCAACAGACUACAUAUAUGGCAUUGUCCGUUUUAAACUUCACAAUCCAUGUUGUAUUAAAAACAGAUGCUCAGUGUUCCUUCCAAUUAGUUUUAUUAAAAAAAUGUAUUGUUUUACAAUGGCGGUAUGUUAGUAAAGCUGUUAAAGGUGAUACUACAUCCUCUUGCGCUACUGUCCAUUUAAUCAUGCACAUGUGCCCGCGAGUUGUAACCCGCAUUUACCUUCCACCAGUGUCACUAUAAUUUAUUAACCGAUCUUUUACAUUGCAAAGCAAGAGCACGCUUGACAGUAAAGCAUUCAAAUACCAUGAGAUGUUCGAAACGCGUGUAAAAUGUAAUUUAUAAGCGAUUGGACCGUGUCAUCAUUUACCCGUUCCUCUGAUCCCAUUUGUUUACUCAUAGGAUGUCCAUUCAUGCACUUUGUAUCACAAUGCAUACUAGAAAAGAAAAAUGAAACGUUUGCACAUUUGCGCAACUAAUCGUAAAAAAUAGGCCUACCUGUAGAAACAAAGAUAUUGGGGGUUUUUGAUGGUGCUUUUAUCGCUGUUUUGUGAGAUUCCCCCCAAGCUGUGCCUCAUUGAAUGUACAGUAGCACACCUGUAUAACUUCCUUGCCCAUAACUGCAGUGCUAUAGGUACUGUGGUCAAGACCAUCUAAAGGCUGCUCAGAAAUUUGCUUCAAAACCGAUAUGUGAAUUUACCUUUGCCUGGACAUGCGCUGCUUGCUUUGUCAAAAAAUUUCACAUCUUGGCAACAUGAAAUUUGAAAGUGGCUGCCAUUAGAGAAAUUUUUUUACAUCCGUUGUUCGGACCAUGGUUGUAAAUGUGUUUCCUCAAGAGGUCCAUUUUUUUAGCAAGCCGGCUUUGUGUGUGUUUUAAUGAGCAUUUUCUGUGUUCAGUACAGUUUGGCAGUUACCUGUACAUCAUGGGUCAGGGUUUGUGUGUUUUGUUACUUGAAGCUGUAGUUAUUAUAUAAAAUGUUUACACUAGACACCUGUACAGUUUUUUGGACGUCAUGACAAGCUGUGUUCUGGUUUUAUUUUAUGUACAUUGCACAUGAAAAGUUUUACUUUUCAUUUUUUAAACUUGCCUUGUAUUAUUAGGCGGUUCAAUAAAAGAUUACUUUUUUGUACAAUG